Messenger RNA from Phycodurus eques (leafy seadragon), 2331 nucleotides. It is a transcript of the gene myca, whose product is annotated as MYC proto-oncogene, bHLH transcription factor a. NCBI's taxonomy places the organism in Eukaryota, Metazoa, Chordata, Actinopteri, Syngnathiformes, Syngnathidae. Gene Ontology annotation, biological process: regulation of transcription by RNA polymerase II; positive regulation of cell population proliferation. The record is from RefSeq and is a predicted model, not a curated record. The coding region runs from base 650 to 2014 and encodes 454 amino acids. Gene Ontology annotation, molecular function: protein dimerization activity; RNA polymerase II cis-regulatory region sequence-specific DNA binding; DNA-binding transcription factor activity, RNA polymerase II-specific. The transcript has 4 exons.
AAGCCGCAGUGUGUCUUAUUUUAGUGCAGAAACGACGUACGGUGAUUUAAUAAAACACCCGUGGUUAAUAUUAGCGAGUGUGCCUGUAAUAUUAAUCGAAUUAGAUCACUUUUCACACUACAUGAGGAUGACUUAGAUUACAUGCCUACAGUGAAUGGAGCCGCCACUUUACUAUGGCCACGCCCAUUUCUUCUGCUGGGACUUGACGCACUAACACGUAUGAUAGUACCCCUAAAAAUCUUGCAAAACUUGCUUUUUACGACGUAAUUUGUGUUGAACGUUACCUUUAGGUGGAUUUUAGAGUGACUUUAACAUCGAUUUGUCAAUUUCAGAGGAAGUUCUUUGUUGGGGGGAGUAGGUGGGGUGGGUGGCCAGGCGGAGGAGGCGGUGACGCGGCCGUAUAUAUGCCUUGGUGCCGGGGGCUCAGCUGUGAUUCCCAAAGUCUCGCAUGCUAUCCGGACCUAUCGGCGCUCGGUACGGCCGGCUCGUUCGCUGCUACGCCGCCGCCACGCAUGCGUCGUCAUCCGGGCACAAGGAUUUAAUGUCCACGGAGGACGCCGGAGGAUUAAUUUUUACCUUAUAUUUUUCCUGACUACAUUAAAGCAACACAGCUUUCCCCCCACGAAGGAGAGCUCGGCGCCCCGCCACCAUGCCGCUCAGCUCCGCUCUCGCGAGCCGGAAUUACGACUACGACUACGACUCCCUACAGCCGUACUUCUACUACGACCACUCGGAGGAGGACUUCUACCCGCAGCAGCCCCAGCCCCCGGCGCCCAGCGAGGACAUCUGGAAGAAGUUCGAGCUUCUUCCCACGCCGCCGCUGUCGCCCAAUCGGCGGCCGUCGCUCUCAGGCUUGCCAUACCCCUCCACCGCUGACCAGCUGGAGAUGGUGAGCGAGUUCCUGGGCGACGACGCCGUCAACCAGAGCAUCAUCUGCGACGCCGACUACUCGCAGACCUUCCUCAAGUCCAUCAUCAUCCAGGACUGCAUGUGGAGCGGCUUCUCGGCCGCAGCCAAGCUCAAGAAGGUGGUGUCCGAGCAGCUCGCCUCGCUGCACGCCGCCCGGAGGGACUCCUCCUGCUCCUCCUCCUCCUCCUCCAGCGCCGCUGCCACCAGCCCCGCAACCGCCGCCCCCUCGGCGGAUGCUUCCCCGACCUCUGCCCCCACUGACGCCGGCCCGGCGGAGCCCACCGGCGCUGCCGCUUGGAGGCUGAACAGCAGCUACCUGCAGGACCUCAACACGUCGGCGUCCGAGUGCAUCGACCCAUCGGUGGUCUUCCCCUACCCGAUGACCGAGACCCCCAAGCAAGGCGAGCCCCCCCGUCAGGACUUGGGGCUGGACACGCCACCCAACAGUGGGAGCAGCAGUAGCAGCGACUCAGAAGAUGAUGAUGAGGAGGUUAGGGAUGAUGAUGAUGAUGACGACGACGAAGAAGAGGCAGAGGACGAGGAGGAGAUCGACGUGGUGACGGUGGAGAAGCGGCAGGGGGCGAAGCGCUGCAACUCCCCCGGCUCGGCCGACCGGCGGCAUCCCGGCCCUCUGGUGCUCAAACGCUGCCACGUCUCCACCCACCAACACAACUACGCCGCGCACCCGCCCGCCAGGCACGACCGGCAGCCGGUGGUCAAGAGGCUCAAGAUGGAGGGCGCUGGAGUCGGCGGAGGUGCGAGCCAGAGCCGCGUCCUGAAGCAGAUCAGCAGCAACCGCAAGUGCUCCAGCCCGCGCUCCAACCCCUCGGACACGGAGGACCACGACAAGCGUCGGACUCACAACGUGCUGGAGCGGCAGCGUCGCAACGAGCUCAAGCUGAGCUUCUUCGCGCUGCGCGACGAGAUCCCCGAGGUGGCCAACAACGAGAAGGCGGCCAAGGUGGUGAUCCUGAAGAAGGCGGCCGAGUGCAUCCGCGGCAUGCAGGCCGACGAGCGCCGCCUGCUGUCGCUCAAGGAGCAGCUGAGGCGGCGAGGGCAGCUCCUCAAGCACAAACUCUCCAUGCUGCACGACGAGCGCCUUUAAAGCUCGCAUCUUUGUCCGUUUGUGCUGAUUUUUUGUGUUGUUUUUUUACAAAGGUUGUACAGUUAUUUGCAUGCAAAUGCGGAGGGGGGAAAUGCUGUUUGGAAUCUCGUUUGAUUUCAAUGUUAAAACUGCCUCAAUUGAAGUUAUGGGUGGGUUAAAAUAUUUAGUUUAUUUUUAUUAAGAAAAUAUUAAAAAAUCGGGCCCUACAGUUUCACAGCAGGGGCCCAAGUUAAAAUAUAAAUUUUUAUGUUUUUGUAUAUAAUUAAUAUUUCCUAAGAAAAUGUAUUUUUGGAUCUCAAUUGUCUGGAUGGUCAGAC